Molecule: messenger RNA, 2459 nt
Organism: Zingiber officinale
Lineage: Eukaryota; Viridiplantae; Streptophyta; Magnoliopsida; Zingiberales; Zingiberaceae
Product: tRNA nucleotidyltransferase cca2-like
Exons: 15
Coding region: 297-2042 (581 amino acids)
Biological process (GO): tRNA 3'-terminal CCA addition
Molecular function (GO): RNA binding; ATP:3'-cytidine-cytidine-tRNA adenylyltransferase activity
Source: RefSeq, a predicted model, not a curated record
UCCAAUCGUCACUUCAACUCUCUCCCCUCACCCGGGCGCUCGAGAGGUUCGCCGCCGCUGCUCCCCUCUUACCCAUUGCUCGGAGAACAGCCGCCGGCGACGCCUCCUCGUGAGUCCCCCUCCGCAAGUUGCCAGUGCUGCCUCUUCGCCCGCCCUCGCGCGUCCCCUCCGCUGUCUCUGCCCGCCGAGACGCCGACGAUCCCAAUCGAUCCGGGAUCGAUUUAGUGAUUCCUGAUCUCGUACCAUGGUCGAACCACUUGAUUCAGAUUGCCCUACGUAUAUGAGAAGCGAGGGCCAUGCCAAGUCCGAUGGCUUUCCAUCUUAAACCCACUCGCUUAUUCGCCUGCCGCCUCUUUCGAUUCCCGCCUCUCCGUGCUCCUCCUUCCCAAAUCCCCCUCUUGUCCUCUCCCAAUAGAGCCUUAGGGCUUCGCCUCCGUCUGCUCCAUAGCGGCGCCACCGCUCGAGGCGGUAGCGGAAUGGGCUCGUCCGUGGCCGUGAAGGAUAAGAUCGAUCUCACAGAGAAGGAAGAGAAGAUCUUCCGCCGGCUGCUUGACGUCGUCGACCGCUUCAAUCUAGAGACCCAGCUCCGAGUCGCUGGCGGGUGGGUUCGUGAUAAGUUGUUAGGCAAAGAUUGUUAUGACAUCGAUAUUGCUCUGGACAACAUGUUGGGUCGAGAGUUUUGUGAGAAGGUCAAUGAAUUUCUUCAGUCAACUGGUGAAGAACAACAAGGAAUAGGUGUUAUCCAGUGCAAUCCUGAUCAAUCUAAACAUCUAGAAACUGCAAGGAUGAGAAUUUAUGAUACUUGGGUUGACUUUGUUAACUUGCGAUCUGAAACCUACGCUGAGAACAGCCGAAUCCCUACCAUGAAAUUUGGUACUGCUAGAGAAGAUGCCUUUAGGAGGGAUCUGACAAUAAACAGCUUAUUCUACAAUAUCAACACCAAUUCUGUAGAAGAUUUGACUGGAAGAGGUGUUCAAGACCUGAGGAAUGGAUAUGUUGUCACUCCAUUGCCUCCAAAGGCUACUUUUCUUGAUGAUCCUCUUCGAGUUCUUCGAGCAAUUCGUUUUGGGGCCAGAUUUGAAUUUUCAUUGGAUGAAGACUUAAAGAAAGCUGCAAUGGAUAGUGAAGUGAAAGCUGCAAUUGCAGAAAAAAUUAGCCGAGAACGUAUUGGUCAUGAGAUUGAUCUGAUGAUAUCUGACAAGCAACCAGUGACAGCAAUUACGAACAUAGUGGACCUACAACUAUUUUUUGUUGUCUUCACUUUACCUGCAAACGUGAAUCCAGCAGUAAAUGAAGAAAUUGAUAGCGUUGCAGUUUCUUAUUUGGGUGCAGCAUGGAAUCUUCUGCAGUCUAUUGGAUGCUCGAUACUUAGUGAUGACCAGCGAAGACUUUACUUAUAUGAGGCUUUGUUCUUUCCAUUCAGAAACGUAGUGUACAUGGAUAAGAAAUCUAAAAAGAUUCCUGUUACAAACUUCAUCAUUCGGGAGUCCCUUAAGUUGAAGGCUAGUGAUGCUGAUAUGGUGAUGAGUUUACAUUUUGCAUCUGAGAGAUUCCUAUCCUUGAUUCCUCUAUUGAAUCCGAAUAACGAUUCAGAAUUUAUUGAGUCUGAACUUGAUGGUGACUUUCUUGACGUGCCUAUGGCUUCAAAAAGAAGGAUUUUGGCAGGUCUUCUUCUGCGACAAAUUAAAGAUUACUGGCGCGUGUCUUUGCUAGCAUCAACACUGUUAUACAAUAGAGUUGAUUCCAGUGAUGAUGCUUCAAGCAUACAAUUUGAACUGGAUACAGCGAAGGAAAUUUUUCUAAGAGUUCAAAGUGCUAUUAGUCAACUCGAUCUGGAUCAGGUGUGGGAUGCCAAACCAUUGCUCGAUGGAAAGGCGAUCAUGAAUUUUCUACAGCUUAAAACGGGAGGCCCACUGGUGAAGGAAUGGCAAAAUAGGGUACUGAAAUGGCAGCUCGCCCAUCCUCAAGGUACUGCCGACGAAUGUCUUGAUUGGAUGAAGCAAUCUCAGACAAAACGGGCAAAGCUUGGCUCCUGCACUUGAACUGUCGCAAUCGCUCAGACCGGUGUUGCAAAUAAAGCUCGAAGACAACUUGUAUCGAUUUGUUUGGUUCAGAGGGAAUCCUGAUUCAACUAGAAGGUACGAGUUGUUAAGAAGGGGAGGGAAGAGGAGAAAUUGGAAUUUGUUUACCUCGAUUCGGUGGAAGAAAGUGAGACACUCCUAGCAUGCAGUAGUAAGGUUAUUGAAGUAUGGUUCCAUUGAUGAAGGAUGCCAUUGGCGAUGUACAUAGCAAUGACCCACGCUUGUCUUCUCUCACAUUUCUAUAAAAAUAGAAUUAAAUUACUAAACCUGUAACAUAAACUUGGAACUGAGAGCUAAGUUUCAACACUAUCAAAAUAGCCUUGUGAGUUUAUGAAUUUAUACACUGACUUUUCAAAAAAAAGUGUUUGUUGCACUCCA